ACACGCUUGAGCUGAAAUCCACCGAGGAAGGAAGACGCAACAAACCAGACUUGCAUACGUCCCAAGCUCCCAUCACAACUAGCGCAAGACUGAGCAACCAUGUCUCUCGUGAGGCGCAGCAGCGUGUUCGACCCCUUCUCCCUCGACCUCUGGGACCCCAUCGACAGCGUGUUCCGCUCCGUCGUCCCGGCCACCUCCGACAACGACACCGCCCCCUUCGCCAACGCACGCAUCGACUGGAAGGAGACGCCGGAGUCGCACGUCUUCCAGGCCGACCUCCCCGGCGUCAAGAAGGAGGAGGUGAAGGUGGAGGUCGAGGAGGGCAACGUGCUGGUGAUCAGCGGGCAGCGCAGCAAGGAGAAGGAGGACAAGAACGACAAGUGGCACCGCGUGGAGCGCAGCAGCGGGCAGUUCAUGCGGCGGUUCCGGCUGCCGGAGAACGCCAAGGUGGACCAGGUGAAGGCCGGCCUGGAGAAUGGCGUGCUCACCGUCACCGUGCCCAAGGCCGAGGUGAAGAAACCCGAGGUGAAGGCCAUCGAGAUCUCCGGCUAAUUAAGCCAAUGAAAUGGUGAAUACGUUCGUCGGUCGAGGCAUGUCGUGUUUCGCUGUGAACUGCAUGCUUUGGUGUGUGCUACCGCUGCUUUGUCUGUCAUGGUUUGUACGAGUCCUAUGAACUGUACUCUGUAUUUACUGUGUCGUUAGUGCUUUCGCAUGAAUGAAUAAAAUCAACUUAUUGGA
Oryza brachyantha (malo sina) is the source of this 738-nucleotide messenger RNA. RefSeq names its product 16.9 kDa class I heat shock protein 1. Gene Ontology annotation, biological process: response to heat; response to hydrogen peroxide; protein complex oligomerization. Lineage: Eukaryota; Viridiplantae; Streptophyta; Magnoliopsida; Poales; Poaceae. The record is from RefSeq and is a predicted model, not a curated record. The transcript has a single exon. Bases 100 to 552 code for a protein of 150 amino acids.